Molecule: messenger RNA, 6423 nt
Organism: Jaculus jaculus (lesser Egyptian jerboa)
Lineage: Eukaryota; Metazoa; Chordata; Mammalia; Rodentia; Dipodidae
Gene: Met
Product: MET proto-oncogene, receptor tyrosine kinase
Exons: 22
Coding region: 140-4288 (1382 amino acids)
Biological process (GO): nervous system development; phagocytosis; multicellular organism development
Cellular component (GO): membrane; signaling receptor complex
Molecular function (GO): transmembrane receptor protein tyrosine kinase activity; protein binding; ATP binding
Source: RefSeq, a predicted model, not a curated record
CGCCGGCGGGCGCGUCGGCUUCCUUUGUUUCCCCCCGCGGGACCUGCUGCUGCUGCGCUCUGGAGGGCCGACCGAGGAUCGUUGUGAAGAGAAGUCAGAGGGUUUAGCAGAAUGCCUGGCAUGUGAUCCUCUUCUCACAAUGAAGGCCCCCGCUGCGCUGGCACCUGGCAUCUUUGUGCUACUAUUUACCUUGGUGCAGAGGAGCCAUGGGGAGUGCAAGGAGGCCCUGGUGAGGUCUGAGAUGAAUGUGAACAUGAACUAUCAACUUCCCAACUUCACCGCGGAAACACCCAUCCAGCAUGUCAUCCUGCAUGGGCAUCACGUUUACGUUGGAGCCACUAACAACAUUUAUGUUUUAAAUGACACAGACCUUCAGAAGGUGGCUGAGUACAAGACCGGACCCGUGUUGGAGCAUCCAGAUUGUUUUCCAUGUCAGGACUGCAGCAACAAGGGCAAUUUAUCAGGGGGCAUUUGGAAAGAUAACAUCAACAUGGCUCUGCUUAUUGACACCUACUACGAUGACCAGCUCAUUAGCUGUGGCAGUGUCAACAGAGGGACCUGUCAGCGACAUGUCCUUCCACCCCAUAAUCCUGCUGACAUACAGUCUGAGAUUCAUUGCAUGUUCUCCCCACAAGCAGACGAAGAGUCCGGCCAGUGUCCUGACUGUGUGGUGAGCGCCCUGGGAGCCAAAGUCCUCUUGUCUGAAAAGGAUCGGUUCAUCAAUUUCUUUGUGGGAAACACCCUAAAUUCUUCCUACCUUCCAGACCAUUCAUUGCAUUCAAUAUCUGUGAGAAGGCUGAAGGAAACCCAAGAUGGCUUUAAAUUUUUAACAGACCAGUCCUAUAUUGAUGUCUUACCUGAAUUCCGAGAUUCUUACCCCAUUAAGUAUAUACAUGCCUUUGAAAGCAACCAUUUUAUUUACUUUCUGACAGUCCAAAGGGAAACCUUGGAUGCUCAGACUUUUCACACGAGAAUAAUCAGGUUCUGUUCUGUAGACUCUGGGCUACAUUCCUACAUGGAAAUGCCUCUGGAGUGUAUUCUCACAGAAAAGAGAAGAAAGAGAUCCACAAGGGAGGAAGUGUUUAAUAUUCUCCAGGCUGCAUAUGUCAGUAAGCCUGGGGCCAACCUUGCAAAGCAAAUAGGAGCCAGCCCAAAAGAUGACAUUCUGUAUGGGGUGUUUGCACAAAGCAAGCCAGACUCUGCUGAACCAAUGAAUCGAUCAGCAGUCUGUGCAUUCCCCAUCAAAUAUGUCAAUGAAUUCUUCAACAAGAUUGUCAACAAAAACAAUGUGAGAUGUCUCCAGCAUUUUUAUGGACCCAACCAUGAGCACUGUUUUAACAGGACCCUGCUGAGGAAUUCGUCAGGCUGUGAAGCACGAAAUGAUGAGUAUCGAACGGAGUUUACCACUGCUUUGCAGCGUGUCGACUUGUUUACUGGCCAGUUCAACCAAGUGCUCUUAACAUCUAUAUCUACCUUCAUUAAAGGCGACCUCACCAUUGCUAAUCUGGGGACGUCAGAGGGCCGCUUCAUGCAGGUUGUGGUGUCUCGAACGGUAUCAUUCACUCCUCAUGUGAAUUUUCGCCUGGAUUCCCACCCUGUUUCUCCAGAAGUGAUUGUGGAGCACCCCUUAAACCAAAAUGGCUACACACUAGUUGUCACAGGGGGAAAGAUCACCAAGAUCCCAUUGAACGGCUUGGGCUGUGGACAUUUUCAGUCCUGUAGUCAGUGUCUCUCAGCCCCUUCCUUUGUACAGUGUGGCUGGUGCCACAAUCAAUGUGUGCGAUCAGACGAAUGCUCAGAUGGGACAUGGACUCAAGAGAUAUGUUUACCUGCAAUCUAUAAGGUUUUUCCCACUAGUGCACCCCUUGAAGGAGGGACAAUGCUGACUAUCUGUGGCUGGGACUUUGGAUUUAAGAAGAAUAAUAAAUUUGAUUUAAGGAAAACCAAAGUUCUCCUUGGCAAUGAGAGCUGCACCUUGACAUUAAGUGAAAGCACAACAAAUAGAUUGAAAUGCACAGUUGGUCCUGCAAUGAAUGAGCAUUUCAAUAUGUCUGUGAUUGUUUCAAACAGUCGAGGGAAAGCACAGUAUAGUGCAUUUUCCUAUGUGGAUCCCAUCAUAACAAGUGUUUCUCCAAGUCAUGGUCCCAAAGCUGGUGGCACUUUACUUACUGUAACUGGAAAGUACCUCGACAGUGGCAAUUCUAGACACAUUUCCAUUGGUGGGAAAACAUGUACUUUGAAAAGUGUGUCAAAUAGUAUUCUUGAGUGUUAUACCCCAUCCCAAACUAUCUCAGCUGAGUUUCCCAUUAAAUUGAAAAUUGACUUAGCUAAUCGAGAGACAAGUAGCUUCAAUUACCGGGAAGACCCCAUUGUCGAUGAAAUCCAUCCAACUAAAUCUUUUAUUAGUGGUGGGAGCACAAUCACGGGUAUUGGAAAAAAUCUGAAUUCAGUCAGUAUCCCAAAGCUGGUAAUAAAUGUGCAUGAAGCUGGAAGGAACUAUACAGUGGCAUGUCAGCAUCGCUCUAAUUCAGAAAUCAUCUGCUGCACCACGCCUUCACUGCAACAGCUGAAUCUGCAACUCCCCCUGAAGACCAAAGCCUUUUUCAUGUUAGAUGGGAUCCUUUCCAAACACUUUGAUCUCACUUAUGUACAUAAUCCUGUGUUUAAGCCUUUUGAAAAGCCAGUGAUGAUCUCAAUAGGCAAUGAAAAUGUACUAGAAAUAAAGGGAAAUGAUAUUGACCCUGAAGCAGUUAAAGGAGAAGUUUUAAAAGUUGGAAAUAAGAGCUGUGAGAAUAUACAUUCAUAUCCUGAAGCUGUUUUAUGCACGGUCCCCAAUGACCUGCUGAAGUUGAACAGUGAGCUAAAUAUAGAGUGGAAGCAAGCAGUCUCCUCAACUCUCCUUGGAAAAGUCAUAGUGCAACCAGAUCAGAAUUUCACAGGAUUGAUCAUCGCUGUUGUCUCAAUAUCAAUAAUACUUUUGUUGUUACUUGGGCUGUUCCUGUGGCUGAAAAAGAGAAAACAAAUUAAAGAUCUGGGCAGUGAAUUAGUUCGCUAUGAUGCAAGAGUACAUACUCCUCAUUUGGAUAGGCUUGUAAGUGCCCGAAGUGUAAGUCCAACUACAGAGAUGGUUUCAAAUGAAUCUGUAGACUACCGAGCUACUUUUCCAGAAGACCAGUUUCCUAACUCCUCUCAGAACGGAUCAUGCAGACAAGUUCAGUAUUCUCACACAGACCUGUCCCCCAUCCUAACUAGUGGGGAUUCUGAUAUAUCCAGUCCAUUACUGCAAAACACCGUCCACAUUGACCUCAGCGCUCUAAAUCCAGAGCUGGUCCAAGCAGUGCAGCAUGUAGUGAUCGGGCCUAGCAGCCUGAUUGUACAUUUCAAUGAAGUCAUAGGAAGAGGGCAUUUUGGCUGUGUUUAUCAUGGGACUCUGUUGGACAAUGAUGGCAAGAAAAUUCACUGUGCUGUGAAAUCCUUGAAUAGAAUCACUGACAUAGAGGAAGUUUCCCAGUUUCUAACUGAAGGAAUCAUCAUGAAAGAUUUUAGCCAUCCCAAUGUUCUCUCACUCUUGGGAAUCUGCCUUCGCAGUGAAGGGUCUCCACUGGUGGUUCUGCCAUACAUGAAGCAUGGAGAUCUUCGAAAUUUUAUUCGCAAUGAAACCCAUAACCCAACUGUAAAAGAUCUUAUAGGAUUUGGUCUUCAAGUAGCCAAAGGCAUGAAAUAUCUUGCAAGCAAAAAGUUUGUCCACAGAGACUUAGCUGCAAGGAACUGUAUGUUGGACGAAAAGUUCACUGUCAAGGUUGCUGAUUUUGGUCUUGCUAGAGAUAUGUAUGAUAAAGAAUACUAUAGUGUACACAACAAGACAGGAGCCAAGCUGCCAGUGAAGUGGAUGGCUCUGGAGAGUCUGCAAACCCAGAAGUUUACCACCAAGUCAGAUGUGUGGUCCUUUGGCGUGCUCCUUUGGGAGCUGAUGACAAGAGGAGCCCCUCCUUACCCUGACGUCAACACAUUUGAUAUCACCAUUUACUUGUUGCAAGGCAGAAGGCUCUUACAACCCGAGUACUGCCCAGACCCCUUGUAUGAAGUGAUGCUAAAAUGCUGGCACCCCAAAGCUGAAAUGCGCCCAUCCUUUUCUGAGCUGGUCUCCAGGAUCUCAGCAAUCUUCUCCACUUUCAUCGGGGAGCACUACGUCCAUGUGAACGCUACUUAUGUGAAUGUAAAAUGUGUGGCUCCUUACCCUUCCCUGUUAUCAUCACCAGAUAACGUUGAUGGUGAGGUGAACACAUGAUUGAUGGGAGGCUUACCAACUCCCAUCCAAGAAGUAUCAUAGAACAGCCCACACAACGGUCUACACUUUUUCCAACGGUUUGCACUGCCUGGCCUUUGAAAGGUCAUCCAGUAUUUUUUGCUCUUGCCAAAAUGGUGCCACUGCAAGACUUUGAAUUGCUUUAUCAUUUCUGAGUGGGUUCCUAAGGAACUUUUCAUCUGACAAAGCAUGAAGAACAGAAGCUUGGUCCCAUAGACUGGUAACCAAUGGCAACCUGCAGUUGUGACAGCACUCCUGUCUCAGUGGAGUCCAAAACCGUAAUUCUGGGUUGAAAUUUUUAAAAAUCAGAGUCCCACUUGAUUUUAGGUGAGGAACUCAUACAUUUGAAGAAUCUUCACAGAGAAAUCAGAAGCAGUGGCCUUAUGCAAGACAGAUAUGACAGCCCAGGGCCAGGCCACUAAUUUGAACACCACUGCUUCAGAGAACUUUUGUCUGUUGUGUGGUCAUGAACAUUUCCCAUUACUGACAUCUCAUUCACCCAUCAGGCAAGCAUUCCCUUUAAAAUUUCUGUAUACACAUUCCUUUGGUUGGAUGACUGUCCAGCCAUAAUGCACUUACAGUUUCAAAAUAGCAUGACAUGAGAUGUGUUUAUAAGUCAUCAGGGAUUUUUAUGUAUUGUACAUAAAUAUUAAGGUUUUCAAAAGUAGCUUAUUUACUAUGAAAUUCUUAGUUUUCAAUUACAAAUCAACUGUUUAAUUGGGAGUGGUAGCUCAGCCCUAUAUCCUCAGUACUUAGAAGGCUGAGUCAGGAAGAUUACCACAAGGUCAAGGCCAACGUGAACAAGAUAAUGAUUUUUCCAGGCAAGCCUGGGCAAUAGUAUGAGACCCUGUCUCAAACAAAACAAGACAAAACAUUCAACUGUUUGAGAAUGAAACUGUUCUGACCUUGGGAAUAUUAAUACAUUUUAUCUGUUUUUUAACAGCAACUUGGAAAAUAAGUAAUUUGUGAUGGUAAAUAUUUUUAAAAGUAAUCAGUAUGUUUUUAAAUAAGAGUGCAACUGACAGAAUAACUGGUUCCAGGAACAGCUUGUAUGUAAAACAAAGAAAAGGUCAGGGGACUGGAAAUAUUAACUCUCAGGUGGAGGCCUCCCACUGCGCAAACAAGGGGAGACAAAGCUUGGGAAGUUCUGUUUUACAUUACAGCAUAUUUUGUGUUAAAUAAAAGCAUAUUUUAAAAACAGUCAAACAAAAAGCCAAUCAAAACUUCCAUCUGGAUGAACAGUUACUCCAGGCAGGACUUUAGAGAUGUUUCAUUCUGUGGAAAUCUUGUGCCUACUACUGUAUAGUGCAUGUGGCGUGGGUUGCUCCAACGGUUUGCCAUUGUACACGCUGAGAUUAUAUUUUUAUAGAAAUGUUUAUUUUUCAUGAUACAAGAAAAAUUUUGUUAGGCCACAAAAAUACUGCACUGUGAACAUUUCAGAAAAGGUAUGUCAAACUCAGAUUAAUAGCAGCUUGAUUUUAAUGACUGUAAAUAGUGAUAAGGAAAUGUACUGAUUGCCAGUACACCCCACCCUCAUUACAUCACCAGGAUUUGAAGCCAGGGGUUAAUAGAGCAAGCUAUGACAAGCAUGUGUUUUGCUGAAGCCCAGUCAUCAGGUUUGGCUGUUGUUGCAGGAAAAUGAUUGCAACCAAAAGCUCUUUGAAUAUGGUAGAACUUGCCAGAAUACAUGAGGAAUUGUCUGCAGAGGUAUUUCAAGUCAAAUGUUACUGUGUCGUAAUUGUAAAGGACAGUACUAAUUCACAGAGUAUUUCAAAUGGUGGAUGAUAAAAAAAAAAAUCUGCAAAAUUAAACACUGUCUCUAUGAGGUCAGGAAAAUAAAUGUAUUAAGAGCAGAGAGCUUGUAGAAACAGCCCGUCAGUAGGGCUGCAUACCUGUACAUAUCCUUGAGAAAGCUACAAUGUGAAAAUCUUGUUUUCUAUUUAUGAACUUUUGUAGGUUAAUGUGUCUGGACAGAUUGUGGGAGUAAUUCUUCUAAGCAUUAAAAACUUGUCACUGCCUAUACCUGCAGUUGAGCUGAAUGGUACUACAUAUGUUAAUAGUUGUUCUAAUAAACCAUAACAUGAAAUAAAAUGAUGUAAGAUCUUGUAUACUGAAAA